AUGGCUUCUUCGAAUAGCAGCGUACCAACGCCAGUGCCGUUCCCUCAGCCCGAAGGCGUUCGCAACCCUAACGCAUCGAGUCCUACCGUAGAGUCACCCUCCACAACGACGCGCGAACGAACCUCGACCAACGCCUCGACCGUCUCGAACAGAAUUCGCACCGCAACUGGAAAGCUGAUGGACGUGAACCCUCCCCCUGGUAUGUGGGCAGCCACUGGAACUACGGCCGCCAAAGCACCCUCAUUAUCAGACAUCCGAAAAGGCUCUUUUGGUUCAGAGGGAUGGAAUGAAGAUACACAGCGGAAGAGAGCAAACUCACGAGCGAGCCAGAGCGAGCAGCGGUCGCGCGCUUCUACCAAUGCUGCGUCCCCGACAGAGCAAGCUGACCGUCCCUACUUUGGUGGUCAACGCAAGGUCUCGUCAAGCAAUGCGUUGAACACAGAGCCUUUUCCUGCUUUGGCUGAGGAGGACACACGACAAGUAGCCGCGUACGAUGGAUAUGACGAGCGCGCCAUCACCGGAAUAAUAUCGAAGCACAGUUCCGAGACUGGGACUGAACAUCUUGACCAUGACAGACCGCGAGAGCCAAAACGAACAUCUUCAGGACAUUACGCCAACGGCUAUGUACCACCUCCGAAACUGCCAUGGACGCAGUCGUUCAUGAUCGGUCUCAAAAGCUUUUGGAAGUGGUUUCUGACACCUGCCGGGUUCCUCAUUACACUAUACGGUCUGAACGUUGUCGCCUGGGGCGGUAUGCUGUUCCUCCUCCUUUGCAACGCCGCACCCGCCAUGUGCACACCCACCUGUGACGACAUAAAUUCCCCGCGCCGGAAGUGGGUCGAGUACGACUCGCAAAUCUUAAACGCACUCUUCUGCGUAACAGGAUUUGGUCUCGCACCUUGGCGGUUCCGCGAUCUAUACUUUUGGGCAUGCUGGAGAAUCGGCGGAUCGAAGCGCACAGAGAUGGGUAUCCGUCGCCUGGCUGGUAUACACCGAGGAUGGUUUCGGCUCCCAGGUUCAGAUCAGUUGCCUGACGAAGCAGAUGCAACCGUUGUCGAUCCCGAAGAUCCAGCCGUACCAAUACCCGUCAGUGCGAUCCCAGAUCCACCGCCCACGGCGAUUCGCGCCCCACCCACUAAGAGCUGGAAGAUGGAUUUCGUCAUCUGGAACAAUGUAUGGAACACUUUUUUCCAGAUUGUUCUGUGCUUCUAUAUGUGGCACUACAACCGAAUUGAGAGGCCAUCAUGGGCUACUGGCCUCUUCGUUGCGCUAGGCUGCAUAGUGGCAGGCGUUGCAGGCAUCAUGAUGUGGCACGAAGGCAAGAACGUUAAGAAAGUUGAAGGCGUGCCCAUGCGUAGGGAUUAUGGGGGCCAGCGAGACGAUACCGAAGCGCAGAACAUUCCACUUGUGACUACAGGUGUGGCGACGAAAUCCUGA
Molecule: messenger RNA, 1437 nt
Organism: Alternaria atra
Lineage: Eukaryota; Fungi; Ascomycota; Dothideomycetes; Pleosporales; Pleosporaceae
Exons: 2
Coding region: 1-1437 (478 amino acids)
Source: RefSeq, a predicted model, not a curated record